Suncus etruscus (white-toothed pygmy shrew) is the source of this 1659-nucleotide messenger RNA. Its product is annotated as PRAME family member 12-like. Gene Ontology annotation, cellular component: cytoplasm. Lineage: Eukaryota; Metazoa; Chordata; Mammalia; Eulipotyphla; Soricidae. The record is from RefSeq and is a predicted model, not a curated record. The transcript is spliced from 6 exons. Bases 1 to 1659 code for a protein of 552 amino acids.
AUGUGUGAUGAGUGUGGAAGUCUGAUGUACUCCCAGGAGGGCUAUCCAAGCAUCACAGCCACAUGCCUUGGCUUCAUCCUGUCCUCCUCUUUACCUCCCCGGGCCCGAAGCUCUCCCCAUCUAGAAAAAAGAUUCAGGUGUUUAUUGGGAUUCUGGGAACCACCCUACUCUCCUGUUGUCCUAUUGGAGGAAAGCACUAGAGCCAACCCUAUAAAAACUUCAGGCACCAAAGAAGAGAUGCAGUAUCUUACAAUCCCGGAGUCUUGCUACAGGAUCUUCAGGAGGUCUAAGAUAUUUCCAGCAUGUCUGCCAUGUGCUCUUCCCAAAGAGCUAUUCCCACAGCUCUUCCUGGAUGCCUUCCAUUUUGUAUGCAUAGACACAUUGAAGGCGAUUGGGCAGAUAUGGCCUUUUCCUUCUCUUCCACUUGGGACACUGUUAGAUAAAGCCAUUCCCUGUAUGGAGAGUUUGGAAGCAGUGUUGGAUGGAAUUGACUUACUUCUUGCUCAGGAAGUUCGCCCCAGGAGGUGUAAACUCCAGGUAUUGGAUUUCUGUCUUUCUGGUGAUCGAUUCUGGAAUCAAUGGUGUGAUAUCCCUGUUCGAUGGCACCAAGAGACCAAUCCACCAUUGUCUGUGGGCAGUUGCAUAAAAGGUCACACCUCAGCACUCCUGGAGGUGGUCAUAGACCUGACAGUUGGCAUAGGUCCCCUUUCAAAAGUCCAAGCUCGAAUCCUUCAGUGGGCAAAAGCUAGGAAGAACAUUCAUCUGUGCUGUAGGAAGAUCACUUUUCUGCACGUGCCCACCUUUGUCACCUGCUUGAAUGACAUCGAAUUUACCUGUGUCCAAGAAAUAGAGGUUGAUUUAUGCUGGAAAAUAUCAAACCUGGUAUCAUUCGCUCCUAUGCUUGGCCAGAUGAGGAAUCUGCAGAGACUAAAUUUCUCUACAGAGCCACCUCACAGCACCACCUUAAUGACCAUGGAGGGUCAGCAGCAGUUUGUGGCCCUGUUUUCAAAGCAGUUCCUUCUGCUGAACAGCCUUCGGGAGCUCUAUCUGGACUCAGCCACCUUCCUCAAAGGACGUAUGAACCAGGUGCUUAGGUGCCUGACGACACAUUUGGAGACCUUGUCCAUCAUGAUGUGUACGCUUCUCAUACAAGACAUGACACAAAUGUCCCAAUGCCCAAACCUUAAUCGGCUGAAGAAGUUGAGUCUGAGUGGCACUUACCUGAGACUUCUCAGUAUCCCUCUGAGAGGACUGCUGGAGAACUGUGCAUCCACACUGCAAGACCUUGACUUAGGGGUGUGUGGGCUCCAGGACACCCACCUCAAGGAAAUCCUGCCUGGGCUGAAACUCUGCUCCCAGCUCAGGGCCCUGAAACUCCAUGGGAACGGUGUGUCCAUGGCCACACUAGUCCAAGUGGUGCGUCACCUGGCAGACCUGCCUCACUUAAUGCUGGAGAUAUAUCCGGCUCCUCUGGAGAGUUACAGUUCUCCAGGAAAACUCCAUCAAAGGUCCUUUGAUCUCCUUUGUGCAGAGAUGACGAAUGUUCUCAGAGACAUAGGAAAGCCCAGGUCCAUCUUUCUCAGCACCAAGCCCUGUACUUGCUGUGUCAAGAGCAUCUCUCACAACUGUGAGCCCAAGUUCUUACCUGUGCCCAAGUGA